AUGGAUAUUCAAGAAGGAAUUCGAUUGGCUCUAACAUCGAGAAAAAUGAGAUUUAAGUACACGUUUCCACUUGGGAAGCUUCCAUUUCUUGCCCUCAAAGAAGUGAUUCGAAAUAUGGAUAUUCAAGAAGGAAUUCGAUUGGCUCUAACAUCAAGAAAAAUGAGAUUGAAUGUUAAGUACUCUCGUCUAUCUGUUGGAUCCCCAAUAGUUAGAAUACAUGAUGAGUUUAGCAAUGUCGAAAUGAAAGAAGAUGUAUUUUUAUUCAAUGGCUUCAAAAUCUAUAAGAAAGCAAACAACUCAAAAGAAGAUAAAUAUAUCAAACGAAGUGAAUUAGAACCAUGGUUGAAUCCAACACUUUCUACGCUUCAAAACACACAGAAUAUUCUUGUUCAAAUUCAAAAUACGUUCAAGUGUGACAAAUUUGUAUUGGUCAUUGAUUUGAGAUGUAUAAAAACCACAAUUAAAGAUGUUUUGAGUAUUUCUGACUUUCAAAAUUUUGAAACUUUAAACUUGUAUAAAGGAAAAUUGGAUGAAGAAGAUAUGAACUGUUUGAUGGAAAAUGCGAAGGCAGAUCAGGAUUUACAUAUUUACGCGGAAGUUCCGGAGAAUUAUUAUCAUAAGAAUAUGUUGAAAUUUUAUGAUAUAGUCUACGAAGACGCCCGCUUCGUCAAAAUCGAACAUCUUCUCACAAUCAAAGACAAUUAUAUUAUCGACCUAGGGAAGAAUAAUCUAACUCUCUCAGAUAUUAACACAUUCCUCAAGUAUUGGAUCAACUCAGAAUGUGACUUAUUCAAAAUGAUGACUAUAAAAACUACAGAAGAAACUGGAGAAGAAACUGAGGCAAAUUUGGAUAUUUUAUUCGAUGGACUAAUUGUUUUGAAAGGUUUUCGAUUCGGAUGCGCAUCUUGGUUAUGCGCUGCGAAAUCAGUCGAAUCGAGAAAAACUCCUAUUUUAUGUUUUGAAUGGUACGAGGAUGAAAUUUCAUUGUUCGCCCAUUCGAUUGAAGAGCGUCCGAAAUGGAUCCGAUCCGAUAAUCCGAUGAAUGAGGAUCGACUGGAAGAAGACGAACCUUACGAACCAGAGUUUGAGAUAUUGAAAGUACUGGAAAAGAAGAAAGAUCUGGAAGAAACGAUGAGAAUCGAAGAGAAUAACGAAAGAAAAUUGGAAACUGAGAAUGAAAUCGAAGAAUUGGAUCUGCAACUUUUGGAAAAAGGAGUGAGAAUGGAACAGGGAAGACAUGUUUUCGGGAGUGUUUGA
Molecule: messenger RNA, 1257 nt
Organism: Caenorhabditis remanei
Lineage: Eukaryota; Metazoa; Nematoda; Chromadorea; Rhabditida; Rhabditidae
Exons: 6
Coding region: 1-1257 (418 amino acids)
Biological process (GO): embryo development
Molecular function (GO): protein binding
Source: RefSeq, a predicted model, not a curated record